Saccostrea cuccullata (small rock oyster) is the source of this 1514-nucleotide messenger RNA. RefSeq lists its product as uncharacterized. The coding region runs from base 1 to 1425 and encodes 474 amino acids. Gene Ontology annotation, biological process: peptidyl-proline hydroxylation to 4-hydroxy-L-proline. The record is from RefSeq and is a predicted model, not a curated record. The transcript has 11 exons. NCBI's taxonomy places the organism in Eukaryota, Metazoa, Mollusca, Bivalvia, Ostreida, Ostreidae. Gene Ontology annotation, cellular component: endoplasmic reticulum. Gene Ontology annotation, molecular function: iron ion binding; procollagen-proline 4-dioxygenase activity; L-ascorbic acid binding.
AUGAGGACGAAUUAUGGAAUUUUAGCUUUUUUCCUCCUUAUCGUUUGCGUUUAUUCCGAAAUAUACACAUCGAUACAAAGAUUGACAGCUUUAGCAGAAAUAGAAAGUAAACUGUUCGAGAAUUUUGAGACUUUUAUUCAAAGAGCUGAGGCCACAGAAGUGACGCUUCCUAAAAAUGUCACCAGAUUUUACAAUGAAAGAAAGAAAGAUUUACGCCUUGACGAUUGUCUGAACAUGGCUCAUCCUAUCCGGGCCUUCUAUCUAGUGUACAGGGUCUAUAACGACUGGGGGGAGGUAAUGAGUUCCCUCAACAACAAUCAAACGAUCAGCACUCAGAGCAUCGUGGCAGAUUUCAGAAGUCUUUAUCAAUCAGCUGUAUCAAAAUUGGGAUUUUGGCCUGUCCAAAAUGACAUUAGCGGUUUAGCUGACAAUGUUCUGCGGUUGUGGUAUACCUAUGACCUUCAAGUGAAGGAUAUUCUGAGAGGAGAGGUGGCAUCUGCUGGAACCAGACCAAUGAGAGAGGCUGAAAUCGAGGCUCUGUCAAACACCGCAGGAUUAGUGCGGAUGUACUACCACCAAAUGAGGUUGCUGCUCGAGCUUUAUGAUAGAGCUGAGAAUGAAAAGGAUAGAUCCAGGCUGCGAACACAAAUAUCCAAAACUUAUUCUGAGACUAAAAGAGAGGAGUCUAAGCUGCGAUGUUUUCUAAGAGAGACACCCGUCCCAUUUUACUUUUCUAAAGAAGAAGUUGUGAAUGUGGAGCCACGGGUUUCUCUGUUCCAUGAUGUCAUUUCCGAAGACGAUAUUCUCUAUCUUAAAAGAGAGGCUACUAAAAAGUUGAGUCAGUCAUUGACAUCAGAUGGUGUGAAUCGGAUCCGAGUCAGUCAAACUGGCUGGGUGCGCGAUCCUGCUCAUCCUAAAAUCUCCAGACGCCUCAGCAGACGGAUAUCUAACACUGUGGAUCUGGAUGCUUUCUUUAGAAACAGAGCGUCCCCUGUAGAGGAAUGGCAGGUGUUAAGCUACACAACAGGUGGACAUUACGGAGAACACAAAGACCCUGUCGGUACUGAGGAAUUUCUUUGGGAAAUGACAGAAGAAAAGCAGAAACAGAAAACAUAUUAUUUGAGAUAUCAAGGACAAAGGAUUGCAACUUGGAUGUUCUAUCUCAAUGAUGUGCAAGCGGGAGGAGCAACGGUUUUCCCUCAACUGAAAGCCCGUGUCCCAGUGGUUAAAGGGGGUGCAGCAUUUUGGUACAACCUAAAACCUAAUGGUCAAGUAGACGAACGGAUGUCUCAUGGUGGUUGUCCAGUAAUUCUUGGGUCCAAAUGGGUUUGUAAUAAAUGGAUUCGUCAAAGUGGACAGGUAUUAAAGCGUCUAUGUGGACAAACAUACGAAUCGGAGGACUUUUAUCCAGAAAAAUAUGUAUAAUCCAUCAUUUAUAUCUUAUCUACAUUGUAGACCAGAUAUUGUAAAUUAACCUGUGAUUCAUGAUUUAUUUAUUAAAUUAUUUUUAUUUU